Molecule: messenger RNA, 3483 nt
Organism: Trichechus manatus latirostris (Florida manatee)
Lineage: Eukaryota; Metazoa; Chordata; Mammalia; Sirenia; Trichechidae
Gene: SLC9A3
Product: solute carrier family 9 member A3
Exons: 19
Coding region: 1-3483 (1160 amino acids)
Biological process (GO): sodium ion import across plasma membrane; potassium ion transmembrane transport; regulation of intracellular pH
Cellular component (GO): brush border membrane; plasma membrane; apical plasma membrane
Molecular function (GO): sodium:proton antiporter activity; potassium:proton antiporter activity
Source: RefSeq, a predicted model, not a curated record
AUGUCCGAGGCUCUCAGACUAGGGGCCAAAGGGGGAGACAAGCCCAAUACCCUGCGGAGGAGUGGUCGGGACCCCAGGGAGAGCAGGACCCACCGAGGGGCAGCCUGUGCCUGGAGCUUCGAGGAUGUGGCCAAGGGUUCUGUGGAGCCUCAGUGGGCUGAGGUGAAACCCAAGGAGGGGCAGGAGGAGGGCGAGUUCAAGGUGAGGUGUGAGAAGGGGACUUUCGAAUGCGGAUGCGGGAAGGAGACCCGAAGUGGGGACGCUGCAGGAAGCAGUUCCAGGGCGGGGGAGGGGGAGCGGGGGCAGUGGCGCAGAGUCUGGGCACUACCCCUCCUGCUGGAAGGUGGGGGGCAAGACCUGCGGCAGCACCCUGCCCACGUCGGGUCCAGUUCCAGGUCGCCACACCCAAGACCUGUCCCACGCGUGACGCGGACGGACCCAGCGAGCAGCUACCGCAACUGUGGGCUACUGUGUCCAGGACUCCGGGCCUCCUGGUCCCCCGGCCCCCUUCGCCCCUCUCCCCCCGACUCCCUCCCAGGAGCGGCCCUCACUUGGGCCUGGAUGCGCACGCUGGGAUCCUGGCCCUCGAGGCUGGUGGCAACGAUGUCGGGAAAUCUGACUCGGACCCAUGCCAAAGGAACUCAGCGGGCAUAUGUCCUGGCCCGCGCCCCCGCCCAUCCCCGGAUCCAGGGUCUCAGUCCCGCGACCCCGCGGCAGCGGAGGCUCGGGUCUGCCGGUCCAGUCAGCAGGUCCUGGGUGACGAGGGAAGAGGUCAUUGUUACCAUAAAGCAACUGACUUGCGGCCGGCUCCCCUCUCGACCCUCGGGCCUCUCGUGGGACAGGGUCCAGGAGUUCCCGCCGCGGCAACGGGCGCCCGGGCGGGCGGGGACAGUGACAGCAGCCAGCCCCAGAGAGCGCUCGGCUCCGCGCCGCCGGUCCGGCCAAGCGCAGCAGGACCUCCCCGCGACAUGCGCGUGCCAACCCGGCGCUGAGCGGUGGCGAUGGUGGUGCGCGGGGGCGCUGGCGCUGGCGCUGGGCGGUCUGCCGCCGGCGCGGAGCGUGGAGCAGGAGCCCGGCGCGCACAGCUCGAUCGACGGCUUCCAGGUGGUCACUUUCAAGUGGCACCACGUCCAGGACCCGUACAUCAUCGCGCUCUGGAUCCUCGUGGCCAGCCUGGCCAAGAUCGUGUUCCACCUGUCACACAAGGUCACCAGUGUGGUCCCCGAGAGCGCGCUGCUCAUUGUGCUGGGCCUGGUGCUGGGCGGCAUUGUCUGGGCAGCCGACCACUCUGCCUCCUUCACGCUCACACCCACCCUCUUCUUCUUCUACCUGCUGCCGCCCAUUGUGCUGGAUGCUGGCUACUUCAUGCCCAACCGCCUUUUCUUUGGGAACCUGGGCACCAUCCUGCUCUACGCCGUCAUCGGCACUGUGUGGAAUGCCGCCACCACCGGCCUGUCCCUCUAUGGUGUCUUCCUCAGUGGGCUGAUGGGGGACCUGAAGAUUGGCCUGCUGGACUUCCUGCUGUUCGGCAGCCUGAUCGCGGCUGUGGACCCUGUGGCCGUGCUGGCUGUGUUCGAGGAGGUGCAUGUCAACGAAGUCCUGUUCAUCAUCGUGUUUGGGGAGUCACUGCUGAAUGACGCCGUCACCGUGGUUUUGUACAAUGUGUUUGAAUCUUUCGUGACGCUGGGUGGUGACAACGUGACCAGUGUGGACUGUGUGAAGGGCGUAGUGUCCUUCUUCGUGGUGAGCCUGGGGGGCACGCUAGUGGGGGUCUUCUUCGCCUUCCUGCUGUCCCUGGUGACGCGCUUCACCAAGCACGUACGCAUCAUCGAGCCCGGCUUCGUCUUCAUCAUCUCUUACCUGUCAUACCUCACCUCCGAGAUGCUGUCCCUGUCGGCCAUCCUGGCGAUAACCUUCUGUGGCAUCUGCUGCAAGAAGUAUGUGACAGCCAACAUCUCGGAGCAGUCAGCCACCACGGUGCGUUACACCAUGAAGAUGCUGGCCAGCGGGGCUGAGACUAUCAUCUUCAUGUUCCUGGGCAUCUCAGCCGUGGACCCACUCAUCUGGACCUGGAACACGGCCUUUGUGCUCCUGACGCUGGUCUUCAUCUCCGUAUACCGUGCCAUCGGCGUGGUCCUGCAGACCUGGGUGCUGAACCGGUACCGGAUGGUGCAGCUGGAGAUCAUCGACCAGGUGGUCAUGUCCUACGGUGGCCUGCGUGGGGCCGUGGCCUACGCCCUGGUCGUCCUCCUGGACAAGAACAAGGUCAAGGAGAAGAACCUCUUCGUCAGCACCACCAUUAUUGUGGUUUUCUUCACCGUCAUCUUCCAGGGCCUGACCAUUAAGCCCCUGGUUCAGUGGCUGAAGGUGAAGAGGAGUGAGCAUCGGGAGCCCAAGCUCAACGAGAAGCUUCAUGGCCGGGCCUUUGACCACAUCCUCUCAGCCAUUGAGGACAUAUCAGGCCAGAUAGGACACAAUUACCUCAGAGACAAGUGGUCCAACUUCGAUAGGAAAUUCCUCAGCAAAGUCCUGAUGAGACGCUCAGCCCAGAAGUCGCGAGAUAGGAUUCUGAAUGUUUUCCACGAGCUCAACCUGAAGGAUGCCAUCAGCUACGUGGCUGAGGGUGAACGCCGGGGGUCCCUGGCCUUCAUCCGCUCGCCGAGCACAGACAACAUCGUCAACGUGGACUUCAGCACACCACGGCCGUCUACCAUGGAAGCCUCUGUCUCCUACUUCCUGCGAGAGAACGUCAGCGCCGUCUGCCUGGACAUGCAGUCUCUGGAGCAGCGGCGCAGGAGCAUCCGCGACACGGAGGACAUGGUCACCCACCACACGCUGCAGCAGUACCUGUACAAGCCACGGCAGGAGUACAAGCACCUCUACAGCCGGCACGAGCUCACGCCCAGCGAAGAUGAGAAGCAGGACAAGGAGAUCUUUCACAGGACCAUGCGGAAACGCCUGGAGUCCUUCAAAUCGGCCAAGCUGGGGAUCAACCAGAACAAAAAGGCCGCCAAGCUGUACAAGCGGGAGCGCGCGCAGAAGAGGAGGAACAGCAGCAUCCCCAACGGGAAGCUGCCCAUGGAGAGCCCCGUGCGCAGCUUCACCAUUGAGGAGAGAGAUCUGGAGUUCUCAGACCCCGAGGAGACCCAUGGCUAUGAGGCCGAGGAGUUGAGUGGGGGGAUCGAGUUCCUGGCCAAAGUCCGACAAGACACCGCGACAGACUCCACAGCAGGAAUUGACAACCCCGUGUUCUCCCCGGACGAGGACCUGGGCGUCCUGGCCAGGGUGCCACCGUGGCUGUCUCCCGAGGAGACGGUGGUGCCCUCCCAGCGGGCCCGGGUGCAGAUUCCUGGCUCGCCCGGCAACUUCCCUCGCCUGACCCCCAUCCGGCUCAGCACCAAGUCCGCGGACUCCUUCCUGCUGGCCGACGGCAACGCGGAGGAGGCGCGGCACCACGGCCUGCCCGCGUCCACCCACAUGUAA